CGCGGGGGCGGCGGAGCGAGAGCGGCGGCGGCGGGAGCGGCAGCGGCAGAGAUCAGAAUGGUCUUGGCUCAGACCUUCACCAUUUCUCUACUGAUGUAAGCUCUGAAAAUUGCAUCUCCUGGACAGGCCAGUCCCCGCUGCCCUGUGAAGUUGCCCCGGCCACCAGCCCACCUUGACCUGCUGCUCGACUCUGUGUUCCUGUUCAUGGCAAUGCCCCAGAAUUCCACCAGAGAAAAUGGCUUUUGUUUUACUCAGACUCUUGACUUCUCCCACCCUUCUCCUCGUCCUGGCGAUGCCGGCCGGACCUUCAGUGCUGCGAGCGGGCUGGAUGCCUGUGGCACCCCCAUGAGCAAUGGCAUCGCCUCCCCUGGUGUGCCCAGCCCCUCUGACUCGUGUGCUGAACCCCUCUGCUCCACCACCCCGGGAGAGGAGGAGACCCGGUUCGAGGAAGGGAUUAAAUACGUGUCGGCUGAAGGGGAGGAACUGGCCUGUGGCUGGGGGGGGUUCACCCCCGGGUGCUUACAGCUCUGCAACACGUCCAAGGGCGUCUUGUUCUUCCUCUGCGUGGCCUCCUUCCUGCAAGGCAUGACCGUGAACGGCUUCAUCAACACCGUCAUCACCUCCAUCGAGCGCCGCUUCGACCUGCGCAGCUACCAGAGCGGGCUGAUCGCCAGCUCCUACGACAUCGCGGCCUGUGUCUGCCUGACCUUCGUCAGCUACUUUGGGGGGAACGGCCACAAACCACGGUGGCUGGGCUGGGGGGUGCUGGUCAUGGGCUUGGGCUCCCUGCUCUUCGCCUUGCCCCACUUCACCACGGGGCAGUACGAGGCACGCUCGGCAGCCGAGGUGGAUGUCUGCGGGGGCAACCAGAGCCUACCGUGCUCCCAGGCUGCCUCCAGCCUCUCCGGCUACAGGUUUGUCUUCAUGCUGGGGCAGUUCCUGCACGGGAUGGGAGCCACGCCGCUCUACACGCUCGGUGUCACCUAUUUAGAUGAGAACGUCAAGACUAAUUACUCCCCUGUGUACAUUGCUGUUUUCUACACUGCUGCAAUCCUUGGGCCUGCAGCGGGUUAUCUGGUAGGAGGAAUGUUUCUAAAUAUUUAUACUGAAAUUGGCAGAGAGAUCGGCAUCUCCCCGGAGAACACGCUGUGGGUGGGGGCGUGGUGGAUCGGCUUCCUCGGGGCCGGAGCAGCCUCGCUCCUCAUCUCCAUCCCCAUCCUGGGGUACCCCCAGCGCCUCCCAGGAUCCCAGCGAUAUAUUGUUAUGAGGGUGUCAGAGGCUCAUCAGAUAAAGGAUGGGAGCCACAAAAAAGCAUCGGAUCCAGACUUUGGGAAAACAGUUAAAGAUCUGCCUCGAUCAGUGCUGUUACUUCUGAAGAACCCCACCUUCAUCUUCCUCUGCUUAGCAGGAGCAACCGAAGCCACCCUCAUUGCUGGGAUGUCCACCUUUGGACCCAAAUUCCUGGAGUCUCAGUUCAGUUUAAGUGCCUCUGAAGCUGCUACAUUUUUUGGUUAUCUGGUCGUGCCAGCUGGAGGGGGAGGCACAUUCCUGGGAGGAUUCCUUGUGAAUAAAUUCAAACUCCGCUGUUCAGGAAUCAUCAAAUUGUGUUUACUUUGCACAGUGACAAGUCUGCUGGCAAUAUUGAUUUUUUUUAUCCACUGCCCUAACAUGCCAAUGGCAGGAGUAACCCAGAUGUACGAUGGAAGUGCUUUGCCUGGUGGGCAGCUCAACCUGACAGCAGCCUGCAACGCCAAGUGUGGCUGUUUGCAGGACACCUACAGCCCUGUCUGCGGGAGUGAUGACAUCAUGUAUUACUCUCCCUGCCACGCUGGGUGCAGAAAAGUGUCUGAAAAACUCAGGAAUGGCAAGAAGGUCUAUCGUGAGUGUAGCUGCGUCAACAGAACCCUCCUGCCCGGCCCUGGCGAUGCAGAGGCAGGGAAAUGCACCUCGUCCUGUGCGAAAAAGCCCUUGCUCCUGUGCUUCAUGUUCGUGGUCAUCCUCUUCACCUUCCUGAGCAGCAUUCCUGCCCUGACUGCCACUCUGCGGUGUGUUUCCGACAGGCAAAGGUCCUUUGCACUUGGGAUCCAGUGGAUUGUGGUGCGGACACUAGGAGGCAUCCCUGGCCCCAUCGCCUUUGGAUCUAUGAUUGAUAAAUCCUGCCUGCUCUGGCAGGACCAGUGUGGUGAGCAGGGCUCUUGCUACGUGUACCAGAACUCAGCCAUGAGCAGAUACACCCUCAUCGCUGGACUGGUCUACAAGGUGCUUGGGACAACCUUCUUUAUAGUCGCCUGUUUACUCUACAAACCCCCGCCACCGGAGUCGGCUCCAGGCAGCUCGGAUGCAUCCGAAAAUGGCAACGGUGACCUCCAGGAGCACAAGCCUUCACUGCCAGCUGAAGAGGAUAUAUAGUGCUGUACUCGUGCAAGUGACUUUCUCAGCCUCAAAAAUACAAUGAGAAGACGUUAUGCAGUCCCCAGGGGUUUUUAAAUUAACAGUAAUAUUAUAACUUUUUUUUUUUAGCCGAAGAUAAAUAAUUUAAUUAACCACUGGUGUGCUUUGCUGUUUCCUUGAUGGCAGAAGCACAUUUAAAAUCGUGCGCUGGUGCCAUAUGCAGUUAUUUAAUUUUAUUUAAAGAAAGGGCUACCGUAGCUUUAUUCUGUGUCUGUGACAAGCGAGGACCGUGUUCUCCACUCGUGGAAAUAAGCACCAGUAACUCCAAUGGAGCAUGUGGGGUUUAAACCACCAGAGGAUCUGGGCCCUAAUAUCUCAAUUGUAAAGCCAACUGUAGCAAAACGUCUGCUGGGACUUCCCAAGCCUGGAAAGAGCACUGCUGUCCUACAGUCUGCACUGCAGCCAGGACAACUGGCCCUUAAACUGCUGUAUGCAAAGCAGAGGGCCCUGGCAGUGUCCUCCUCCUUCCUGUGACACACAGCAUUCUCUGUUUGUCCAGGAGCAGGUUCUCUUAUUAUGCAAGUUCCUAUUACCAUGUGAUGGGAGAUAGGUUUGAGAGGAGAUUUGAUUAGCAAAUCCAUCAGGACACUACAGGCAGCCUUCCCCAGAGCUGCCGAGCACUGUACACUCACUGCCUCACUCAUUGCAGGGUUUACACCGUGGUGACACUUCAUUUUCUUUCUUGUGUUGUUUCAAAGUGAUGCCUUUUGUAACGUACUGUGCAAAACUUGAACUUCUUGUUGUUUGCUGGGUGUGGGAAGACAUGAGAUACAGAUCUAUGCAAUGCUUCUCUUUGGUUGUUCUGGAAAGACAUUGGGGUUGGGUAAAUGGAAAAGUUAGAGUGAAUUUAGUUUGCCUCUAGACCACUACCUUAAGGGAUAGGACUGCCUUGUGGGAAGGGGAUGCUGACUUGUAACUGGCCUACUUGCAAGCAGAGAGGGCAGUGUUCCCAAAGUGACCUUUGAAUGUGCACUUGCAAGAGUGACCAGGAGCUUUCUGUGGGGCAAAAGUAGAAUUUGGGCAUGUUUAGGUCUGGCUUCCCUCUCAGUCCAGAUCAGGAAAGGUUAGUGCUUGGCCUGCCUGUAUUUGCACAGCCACAUGACCUGGGUACAUCUCCAGGGGAGGCUGU
Neopelma chrysocephalum (saffron-crested tyrant-manakin) is the source of this 3580-nucleotide messenger RNA. RefSeq names its product solute carrier organic anion transporter family member 4A1 (gene SLCO4A1). Gene Ontology annotation, cellular component: membrane. Gene Ontology annotation, biological process: transmembrane transport; sodium-independent organic anion transport. The transcript has 12 exons. The record is from RefSeq and is a predicted model, not a curated record. NCBI's taxonomy places the organism in Eukaryota, Metazoa, Chordata, Aves, Passeriformes, Pipridae. The coding region runs from base 205 to 2409 and encodes 734 amino acids. Gene Ontology annotation, molecular function: protein binding.